CUCAAAUUCCCCUAAAACUAACCCAACUGUUGAGUUUGCUUUGCAUAAUUAAUUAAUUAUUUCGUAUGAAUAAAAUAAUAUUGAAAUCAAUUGUACAAAUUGAAAGAAAAAUAAAUCGGAAUCGGAGAUCAGAGAAAUCAAAUGGCUUCGCAACUAAUUGUUCUCCUUUUCCACGUAAUUUGGCUCUCUUCAGCGUCUCUUCCAGCCUCAGCUUACCAACCUGAAAGCGGAAGCACAGAGAGAAGCGUUGGGCAGAGACUUCUUUUGGGUUUCAAAGAAACGCCUAGUGGAAGCAAUCGCACUUUCGAUUGCUCUCCUUCUGGUCCCUGCGUUCCCUGUCUCUACUCUGAAAAGAGUGAUGACAAAUAUCGAUGCAGUGAGACUGGCUAUCGUAUUCCUUUGAAAUGUGUAGAAAUUGAAGAAGGUGCCAAGAAUGAAAAUGAGCAAAAAACUAAAGAGAGCCGCUCUACUCUUGAAACUUCUGCUGACAGCAUGAAACAACAUGUAAUGUUACAUGAUGCAGGCGGAAAUGUCACUUCAGUAAAACAUAGAAGUGUACUGGAUGAUUCAUCCACAUCAGAGGACAAGUCACAGGCAUUUAUUACUUACAGAAGCUGUAUACCAGCAGUAAAUGAAGAGAAGUUGUCAGUAAUUGGUUUUGAGAGUGUAGUAUUGUGUUUGUUGCUCAUUAGCGGGUCAGUUGUCUACUUCAGAAGAAAGCGGACUGCUGUCAUGCCAGGAGUGGGGGCAGGGAGGAUCCAGACUAACUCUAGGUUUUAAUCAACUCUCUAGUAUUUCAAGCUUGCUCAUUUAUGUAAAGUCAAUUUCUAGUGAUUGUCGAGCUACAUAGUAUAGCAUCGGGGGCAAAUUGUUAAUCGAUACCAUAUGCAAUCUUCAGUAUGUUGCUCUAUAAUUGUAUUAUUGAUUGUUUAGUAAAAUUAUUCUUUAUUUA
This is a messenger RNA of Pistacia vera, 952 nucleotides long. RefSeq lists its product as uncharacterized. Lineage: Eukaryota; Viridiplantae; Streptophyta; Magnoliopsida; Sapindales; Anacardiaceae. The record is from RefSeq and is a predicted model, not a curated record. The transcript has 4 exons. Bases 142 to 780 code for a protein of 212 amino acids.